Messenger RNA from Diuraphis noxia (Russian wheat aphid), 1969 nucleotides. Its product is annotated as trace amine-associated receptor 1. The record is from RefSeq and is a predicted model, not a curated record. Gene Ontology annotation, cellular component: plasma membrane. Lineage: Eukaryota; Metazoa; Arthropoda; Insecta; Hemiptera; Aphididae. Gene Ontology annotation, biological process: neuropeptide signaling pathway. Gene Ontology annotation, molecular function: corazonin receptor activity.
AUGUAUAGAAAUCAUGUACUUACAAAGAACAUUCAAGAGUUGCCAACUUUUAAUUUGAAAAAUCCUGACUCAAGAGUCAAGGGUACCAAAAAUAGAAAGGCUCUUUUAAGGGCAGCAUUGCCGCAACAGAAUGCUAUGAUAUUAGUUUUCAUGGCAGUCGACAGAUACACAUGUAUGUUGCACCCUGAAAAAUAUCACAAGCAUUCGAGUAAAAAAGGCUGUAUGUUGGUGUUGAGUUUGACUCUAGUGGGCUCGUUGACCGCUUUCGGUGCGGCGGUCAUCCGCCGAGGAGGAUACUUCUACAACGGCAAUGGACUAAUGGCGUGCGAGCCGUUUUAUCAGAGGCCGAGUUUGCGAAUAUUGGCCGCCUGCCUGUUUUAUUUCCCCACGACAAUGGCACUAAUGUAUUUCUACGGGUCGGCAUUGCACGUGGACAGGCUCCGGCACAGGCAACAAAUCAACAUAUGCGCCGUUUUAGUGCAACCUAUGUUGCCCAAUAACGCUGGAAAGAACACUCUCGAUGAAGUAUCUGAUCGGUUAGCGUCGAAAGAACUGAGACAAAGCAUUCGAACUACCAGGGCUAUGGGAGCAGUGGCGCUAGGUUUUAUAGUAGCUGUAACUCCUUGGACAAUUCAAGAAGUUGUCACUGCGUGUACAGGCACAAAAAUGCCACCGGCUGUAGAUUUCAUUAUCACGUGGAUAGCACUGAGCAACAGCUUUUGGAAUCCAUUCAUAUACUGGGCKUUGAACCGGAAGUUCAGACGCAUCAGCCGCAGCAUAAUCAAAACCAAAAUUUUCCGUCGUAAAAAGUACAACUCCAGCGUGAUAUCGUCGUCUUGUAAUAUCGGACAUCAGGAAAGUUGUUGCGCUAACAGAGACAUGUGUUUUUCGGCCCUCCAGAAAGACAACGAGGACAUUAUCGAGGUGGACAGGCAAUCGUUGGGAUCUCAAGACAGAGGAGGAUUUCCUCCAACGCCGCCACCGCCGCCACCUUACCACAGAGGAGAUAUACAACACUGUCAUUCCAGGAGAUAUUGAUAUGAUAUAGUAUUUGAAUAAUAAUAUGUUAUAAUGUGACAUUAUAUUAUAUACUUAAGUAAAGUCGAUCAAUCAAAUAACUGUACAUAUAUAAUAAUAUAUAACCAGUGUAUAAAAUAUUAUAGUUAGAGCGAUUUAAGAAUGGUCAAUGUGCAAUAUAAUUAUAGGUAUGAAUCAUAUAAUUUUAAUAGGUAUCGAUUGUUUAACAGGGUGGCUCUGAAUAUAAUUAUGUAAUACAGAGGUUUUUGUAUUUCAAACCUCGAAUUAUUAUUUAUAUAAUGAUAUUCCUCUUAGUUUUUAUUAUUCGUGUACAUUGAACUGAAUCCAAACAUUAAAUUAAGACAUAAAAAUUAGAUCGUUAAGUAUUUAAAUAGUAUCUGAAAUAGGAAUCCACUUGUUGAUUCAUACUGAAUUGCGUGUGAUCUCUAACACAGCGUAAUUUUAAAAUGGACGUUAACAAUUAUUGUUGUAAUUAUAAUAUACCUAUUUAAUUGUCUUUCAAUCAUUUCUAUUUGUGUACAACUCUUUUAGGUGUAUUUAAGAAUUCAUUAAAAAAAAUCAAUCACUUACAAAAUAUCUGAAUACAGAAAAACAAAUCAUUUGUAGUUAUACAUUACAAUUAAUAAUUUACAGAGUAAAUCAGUUUAGUAGUAAUUUUUGCUACUCCGUAUUUAUUGUAUCGUCGAACACCCCGUUGAGUCAAAGAUUUUAGCUAGUAAAUGAUUUUAUAGAUAUUAAAUAUUGAUAUUUGAUAUACAUGAAAAGAUGAAAACGUUUUGUAGUCAUGAAAAUAAUUGAAUUUGUGCUUUAUAGAUUAGGUACCCACCUAUAAUAUGAAAAAAUUGACAUAAACAGUAGGCGUUUAGAAUUUGAUAAGUGUCCUGAAAUAAUAAAAAAAAUAAAAAAAUAUUGGUCAAACAUUUUUAAACUU